CGCCACUAAUCCCAACGCUACAAAUUAUAGGUCCCAACCAUCUCGCUCCACACAGACUCCCUGCGACUCCCCACCAGCAACUUCACAUCUGUUUAAGACAGUUCAAAGCUGAUAAAAGAGCAGAAGAUAUGGCUGUGGUUAGUGGAACUUACCGUAUGGUGUCGGAGGAGGAGCAGGCUCUCAGGGCCAAGCUGGAACGUCUCACCGUCAAGGACCACGGGCCAGUGUUUGGACCCUGCGCUAGCUUGCCGGACCACACCAAGCAGAAGGCCAAGGACGAGCUGAACGAGACAGAUGAGAAGAAGGUGGCGGCAGUGAAGGAGCUGCGAGAAAUGAUUAAGGAGAAGGCAGAUGCAGGUGACGACCUGGCCAAGGGGGUGCAGGACACCUUUGGAGAGAAACCAGACAGUUUGCUGGUCCGCUUCAUCCGGGCCAGGAAGUACGACGUGCCCAGAGCCUUCGACCUAAUGAAGGGCUACGUGCGUUUCAGGAAGGAUUACCCCGAGCUGUUUGAUAAUCUGACCCCGGAGGCCGUACGCAGCACCAUCGAGGCCGGCUACCCCGGCAUCCUGCCGAGCAGAGACAAAUACGGCCGCGUGGUUCUGCUCUUCAACAUUGAGAACUGGGACUACGAGGAGAUCACCUUUGAUGAGAUCCUGCGUGCCUACUGCGUGAUCCUGGAGAAGCUUCUGGAGAACGAGGAGACUCAGAUCAACGGGUUCUGCAUCAUUGAGAACUUUAAGGGCUUCACCAUGCAGCAGGCGUCUGGAAUCAAACCCACUGAGCUCAAGAAGAUGGUGGACAUGUUGCAGGAUUCAUUCCCUGCCCGUUUCAAAGCUGUGCACUUCAUCCACCAGCCCUGGUACUUCACCACCACCUACAAUGUGGUCAAACCACUCAUGAAGGGCAAGCUGCUAGAGAGAGUUUUUGUCCAUGGAGACGAGCUGGAAAACUACUACAAGGAGUUUGACGCUGACAUCCUUCCUUCUGAGUUUGAUGGGAAAGGUUCCAAGUACGACGGCAAUGCCACAGCAGCCAAGCUGUUCGACUAAACCUCCUCCCUCCAUUUGCACCAACCAGGCGAAGAGCCAUUAUAUAUUACAAACCCCACAGACUGUGGAGACUCAAAGGCCAAAUCUAACUGUGUGGUUGUGGGAAGGAAACAUUAUGAAUGAAAGGCACAAGUGUGCGAGAAGUUCAAGUGAUGUUGUUUUCCGGGGUUCCUGAUGAAGCACAGUCUAACAGGAACAAGGCAGUCAAAACCACUCAUCCUCAGUCAUUGUAGCCCUCUCUGUAUAAACCAUUUGCCUGCUCCUUUAAGCACCUCACAGUUCCUCUUUUUUUAGCACUGGACAGAUUGUUUAAAAAUGCAUAUUAAAUAAGAUUUUCAACCUUUUAGGCAACCAUUGACUUUACAAGAGCAUCUUAUGAAAAUCAACCUUAGUUUAAAGAUUUAAAGUUUAAAUAGAGAAUUCAUCACAAUAAAAAUGCGUGUGGCUUAAUUUUAUUUUUUAUGUCAUUUCAGAAAGAAAAAAAUGUUUAUUAAUUUAAACACACAGGUGGACCCACGUUAAACCAAAUGAGAGUGCUUACCGGCUGGUUUUGAGAUAGUCUGUGUCUUACCUGUUUACUUGUGCUUUGUUUAUACCGUAGUUCACCCACACAGCUAGUUUGAACACUGGCAGGCUCCAGCUUUCUGAGUUUCUACCCUCUGCCCCCCCCCCCUCCCCUAGAAGUACAAGGCUGAUAUUCUAACAAGUGCCUGUCUCUCAUGUGUUGAGAUUGCAGUUUCUUCAAUUUGAAUAUUAAGUUUUACCCAUCGUGCUACAUGGUGCAUCAAUAAUAAUGUCAAUAAAUGUACAAUAAACUUUAUAUAAAUA
Molecule: messenger RNA, 1880 nt
Organism: Etheostoma spectabile (orangethroat darter)
Lineage: Eukaryota; Metazoa; Chordata; Actinopteri; Perciformes; Percidae
Gene: rlbp1b
Product: retinaldehyde binding protein 1b
Exons: 8
Coding region: 129-1052 (307 amino acids)
Cellular component (GO): membrane
Molecular function (GO): phosphatidylinositol bisphosphate binding
Source: RefSeq, a predicted model, not a curated record